AGUGGCGUGGAUGCGCUUCUGUCCAAUUCGUUGGCGUCAACACGGCAAGCCGCCAAAUGCACAAAAAGGAGUGAACCCCGCGACCAUAAGACGAGCACCAGAGAAGAAAAGGAAUUCUCGCCUCGCCCUGGAUAAGAUCGAUUUGCGGCAAGAAGAAUGUUUAAUCGCUUGAGCUCUAGGCUGCGCAAUUCUGGAGCUCACGGCCACAGCAACAAGAAGAAGAUCGAUUCACGGCCAGCAUCAUCGCCCCCUGCUGCUCGCAAUGGGAAUCGCCCAUCAUCGCCGGCGAACUGGGACGACACGGAGAGCCUAGACUCGUACAGUGCCUUCCACGCCGAGAGCCUGUUCCCGCUUGAUUCCAGCGGCGAGCAGGCGGUGGAUCCUCUGGCCUCCACCAACGAUCAGUUCCUGGGGAGCCUUUCCUUCAAUUCCUCGUCCGAUGACAACGAUCAGGCCUCCAAGAGAAGCUGGCCGACAUCCUCGUCGGUGCCCGAGGAGGAGAUCAACGUGGGACCGGCUGUUCUUCCCGAGUACGUCGAGGCCGAGGAGCAAUUCCUGGAUGAUUACGAGGACUACUUCGAGAACCUGUCCCUGGACAAUGUGAGGAAGGAGCAGUACUCCAAUCUCGACCUCCAGCGCGUGGUACACCUUGACUACGCCAACAAUCCACUCUUCUCGAGCUACCAGGUGGAGGAACACACGCAGUUUCUUCUGGAAGAGGCUCCCUGCUCGGCAUCCAUUCUCCCAUCCGGCUCUCGGCUAAGAAACCGGAUAGUCGGCCUCCAGAACAGGAUCCUUGGCAUGCUCAACGCAUCCAAGGACGAUUACCCGACGCUCGUCUUGACGGCUGGGGUGUCGGCCAGCUUCCGAUUGUUCGCAGAGAUCUACCCACUGGACAGGAGCAGCCAGAUUCUCGUGUGCCAGGACACGCACGAGUCCAUCCGCCACCUCGUCUCGGCCGCGGCGAGGUCGGGCACCCGAGUUAGCGUUGCCGGGCUGCGAUCGACGGACCUCGCCGCUCCCCGGGGCGAGAUCCAACGGCUGCUAAACAAGAUGGCGUCGAGACUGGUCAUCGGCCAAGGCGGCGGCGUCGUCGUCAUUCCAGCGCAAUCCGGCCUCACCGGCACUCGCUAUGGUGUGGAUUGGAUCAAACAAACGCACGCCAAGGGGUGGCACGCGCUGCUGGAUGUCUCGAUCGCCCUCCCCGCGGCUGGAGUAGUGGACGUCGCGAUCGAGCGGCCCGAAUUCGUGGUGGGCUCGCUGCAUCACGCGCUGGGGUAUCCUCCCGGCGUGGGAUUCCUGGCGAUCAGGCGGGAUGUGGAGGCUCUGGUGAUGAAGAAGCUCAAAUCCAGGACAAGCCCAGCGUUUGUGGAGGCCGCGGGAGUUCACAUUGCUUGCGAGGACGGUGGAAUGGUGAUCAAUGGGCUCACGCUGGCGGCAGUAGCGACGGGAUUGGAUCAUCUGGAAUCGAUCGGCAUGGACAGGAUCGGGAAGAGGGUCGAAUGCCUGGCAGCGUGGCUGCAUGCCAAUCUCAAGAGGAUCAACCACGUCGGCGAGAACUCGCGGCCCAUGAUCAAGGUCUACGGCAGCAAGGAGCGCGAGCGAGGGAGCAUGGUGGUGUUCAAUCUCGUGGAUUCCACUGGGAAUCUCUUCCCGCCUCACAUUGUUCGCAGCCUGGCCGAGAAGCAGAACAUCAAGCUCGGGACUUGCGGAUUCGCGAAUCAUCCACUGGUGGCGCCGAUUUCCCAGCGAUCAUCGUCGGCGCAUCCACUCGCCACAUUCAGGGCCGUGACAAUCUCGCUGGGUGCCGUGUCGAAUUUCCAGGAUGCCUAUCGAUUCGUCCAGUUCUUGCUGCGAUUCAGGGACGAGGAGUACAUGUCGGUGGAGGCCAUGGGAUUCAUCGACGAGUCAGCGUUCAAACAACGUUGAAUGGACUAGCCGGUCGUGUAGUUUAAAACUCUUUGCCGGAAUAUUUAGUGAAUAUUCUGCUAUCUCGAGCAAAAAAGUCCCUUCUCUCAAACAGGAGUAGUAAAGAAUGGCGAUGGCGUCGGCGAGGUCGAUCGUUUUCUCCGGGGCGCUUCUCUGCAAAUCUCUUCCUGCUGUCACUGCGAGGCUCAGCAUUGCUGCGGCGCCUCAUCGGCGGCUCUCAUCAUCGGGUUUGUCGCUCCGUGCGGCCUGCUCGCGGAGGAUCAGAACUUUUGCCAUGUCUGGGAGUGGAGCCGCCGCCGUGGAAUCGUCCCAGAGGAUCGCGUCUCAGCUCGAUCAGCUAGUGGGAGCGAGGGAAGCGAUCAAGGAAGUGAUCACGAAAAUGCAUUGCAAUCCUAUAGUAAUUAGAUUGGGAUGGCACGACGCUGGAACGUAUGACAAGAACAUCAGCGAGUGGCCCAAGUGUGGUGGUGCCAAUGGAAGCCUGCGCUUCCCUAUCGAGUUGGAACAUGGAGCGAAUGCUGGACUCAUAAAUGCUCUCAAGCUGCUUAAUCCCGUGAAGGAGAAAUUCACCGCAGUAAGCUAUGCCGAUCUUUUCCAGCUUGCAAGCGCCACCGCCAUAGAGAUGGCUGGAGGACCCCGGAUUCCAAUGCGAUAUGGAAGAGUUGAUACCGUAGGCCCAGAGCAAUGCCCGAAGGAGGGUAACCUUCCAAGUGCCGGACCCCCAAAUCCUUCCGAGCACCUUCGCAAAGUGUUUCACAGGAUGGGACUGGAUGACAAGGACAUUGUUGCCCUGUCAGGUGCUCAUACCUUGGGACGAUCUAGACCAGAACGGAGUGGCUGGGGAAAAAA
Messenger RNA from Selaginella moellendorffii, 2778 nucleotides. Its product is annotated as probable L-ascorbate peroxidase 6, chloroplastic/mitochondrial. The record is from RefSeq and is a predicted model, not a curated record. Gene Ontology annotation, molecular function: heme binding; peroxidase activity. The transcript has 9 exons. Bases 157 to 1929 code for a protein of 590 amino acids. Lineage: Eukaryota; Viridiplantae; Streptophyta; Lycopodiopsida; Selaginellales; Selaginellaceae. Gene Ontology annotation, biological process: response to reactive oxygen species; cellular response to oxidative stress; hydrogen peroxide catabolic process.